Molecule: messenger RNA, 1491 nt
Organism: Fundulus heteroclitus (mummichog)
Lineage: Eukaryota; Metazoa; Chordata; Actinopteri; Cyprinodontiformes; Fundulidae
Gene: tmem119b
Product: transmembrane protein 119b
Exons: 2
Coding region: 295-1131 (278 amino acids)
Biological process (GO): ossification; positive regulation of bone mineralization; positive regulation of osteoblast proliferation
Cellular component (GO): plasma membrane
Source: RefSeq, a predicted model, not a curated record
AGGCCCGGAGAACCCAGACACUGUCGGGGAAACUGAAGGAGGGGGAGGAGAGCAGAGCAGGGCCAGAAGGAGGGAUCUGUACUCCUGGUUAAUGACAUCUCUCUUCUGCACUAUCCAGACGAACCUCCACAUUGAAACCUGAAACUGCAGAGGUUGCACGGUUCCCCAAUCAGUCACAUGCCCUCUGCACUCCCACUAACUUUGCUUCUCACAAACAGGUUUCCGUCACCCUUCCAGCACAGGGGAUUUCAGCAGAGAAACUUCUUCCACACUGAAUGAUCCUGACAGGAAACCAUGCAGCCAAAAGCCCUGCAUCCCAUCAGCCUGUGCUUGGUGUUUUGCAUCUGCAGAAGCCUGGCCACACACCUGCCUCUUUACAGUCCUCUAGAGGGAAGUACAGAUGAGGAAGAGCUUCACGUCAAGUCCUCUGUAAUUCCCAGAGUCCGCCCGACAGAGUACCGAACCACUCCACCAGAACCGUCACAAGAACAAAGCAGCUCCUCAGCAGACUUCGCAAACUUCCUGGAGGAGAACAUGCUCCCCAUCCUCGUUUUGACCACGCUUGUUUUUCUUACCUUCCUCAUCACCUGUGCUGCGUUUUUCAUGAGCCGGAGGCUUAAAGUUAACUCCUACCACCCUUGCUCCUUCCCCUCGAAAAUGUACGUGGACCACCAGGACAAGACCGGAGGCGCCAAGCCUUUCAACGAAGUCCGAGGCAAAGCCGUUCCUGAGCUGGAAAUGGAGUCGGUGGACUCUAACAAGCAGCUCCAGGCCGACAUCUUGAGAGCUGCAAGCAGCCUACGCACGCCACAUAAAAGCGCUCAGGCCGCAGAGAGAAGCGAGGCCAGUCAGAGCGCAGCGGACCACAGUCCUGCGGACGGCUUUGACCCAGAUUGUAGCAUCCUGGACCAGCAGCUACCAACUCUGCUUGAGGAGGAGCAGUGUGAGGUUCCUGACAGCAGAGAAGCUGAGGCGGCAGGUUCUGAGCCGGAGCAUCCAGAGCAACCGGCCCCCGGAGACGAGGAUUCAGAGGAGCCUCCGACCGGAAGGAGCCUCCGGCCCCCGUCCCUGCACAUUCACAAUGAAACUGCUACACUGCAGCUGAUCGCAGGAGAGAAAACUGCCUUCUGAUCGCCGUCGCCUCAAAGUUCAAUGAAACAAGAACUUACACACGUUCAGAUGACAUCAAAAUUGUACCAUUUUGUGAAUAGAACUUUUAAGAAAAGCGUUCUGGGAGAGCCUAAAUGUUUUGCAAACUAGAGUAUUAAGAGGUUUUAGGAAAAUACUAAAACUGUGGCUAUAUUGUCAUCACACAUGGGAUCUGCAGUGCCUUCAUGACUUUUCCACAUGUUUUCAUGUUUCAACGUCAACCUACUUGAGAUUUAAUUGACAGAUCACCAAGUAGUGCAUUAAUCUUGAUUUUUUUUCUUCUUUUUUACCAAUAAAAAUGAGAAAUAUCUGGUUUGCCUUUGUGUUCAACCCCCCUUUACC